GGAGGGUUGAAGUUGACAAGUUAGAAGUAAAAAGGAAUUGAAUAUAUAUAAUAAGAAAUUUGAAGGAUUGGUUGGUAAUAAGUUCAAUUGUAUUACUGAACAGUUGCAAAAUAAGCAGCAAUGAUUCAUUUCAUUUCUUAACCAAAUACCCAGUCUGUGCGAUUAGGGUUAAAACUCAGAGAGAAAACCUAAUACAUCGUCUGUUUUCAUCGCUUUAUUCUGGAUUGCCGCUCCAUUCUUUGAUUCUAUGCAGGAAAUCUUGUAUUUGUGAACAAAUCCACUGAUCAAGACAACAGAUGGCCGGUAACGGAAUGCAUCAAUACCAUCCACAGUGGCCACCGGCCCAAGCUCCUACUGGCGCCGUCGUUGUUCCGAAUCCAUCUCCACACUCGCACCAUUCUCCCAUGUCAAUGGACAAUCGUCUCGCCGUUGACGAGGUUAGGACGAUCUUCAUAUCCGGUUUACCGGAGGACGUUAAAGAGAGAGAACUGCAGAAUCUGCUAAGAUGGUUACCCGGGUUCGAAGCUUCGCAGGUUAACUUCAAAGGAGAAGUCCCUAUGGGUUUUGCUCUUUUCUCCGCACCGCAUUUUGCUGUUGCUGCCAGAGACACCCUUCAGGAUAUGGUUUUUGAUGCUGAAUCGAAGUCAGUCUUGCACACAGAAAUGGCCAAGAAAAAUUUGUUUGUGAAACGGGGAAUAAUACCUGAUCCAAAUUCUUUUGAUCAAAGUAAACGAAUGCGGACAGGUGGCGACUAUACACACACUGGGUUCUCAAGCCCAUCCCCAUUCCAUCCUCCACCUCCACCUGUUUGGGGUCCACAUGGGUAUAUGGCCCCACCACCACCACCACCAUAUGACCCUUAUGGAGCCUAUCCUCUUUCUCAAGUACCCAUGGCUCCUCCUCCUGCUCCUGUACCUGCACCUAGCAGUUAUAUGCCAAUUCAGAACACAAAAGAUAAUCCUCCUUGUAACACCCUGUUUAUUGGAAAUCUUGGGGAGAACAUAAACGAAGAAGAACUAAGAGGACUUUUCAGUGUGCAACCUGGAUUUAAGCAGAUGAAGGUUUUGAGACAAGAAAGGCACACUGUUUGCUUUAUUGAGUUUGAGGAUGUGAAUAGUGCAACAAAUGUGCAUCAUAUGUUGCAGGGGGCUGUUAUCCCUAGUUCCACUUCUGUUGGCAUGCGAAUACAAUAUCCUUAA
Molecule: messenger RNA, 1199 nt
Organism: Lactuca saligna
Lineage: Eukaryota; Viridiplantae; Streptophyta; Magnoliopsida; Asterales; Asteraceae
Source: the annotation of a GenBank genome assembly